Molecule: messenger RNA, 851 nt
Organism: Nymphaea colorata (pocket water lily)
Lineage: Eukaryota; Viridiplantae; Streptophyta; Magnoliopsida; Nymphaeales; Nymphaeaceae
Product: peroxiredoxin-2B-like
Exons: 3
Coding region: 96-584 (162 amino acids)
Biological process (GO): hydrogen peroxide catabolic process; cell redox homeostasis; cellular response to oxidative stress
Cellular component (GO): cytoplasm
Molecular function (GO): thioredoxin peroxidase activity
Source: RefSeq, a predicted model, not a curated record
CACUCACCAGUCCUCUCAUCUCCGCCUCUUGCUCGGCCGUUGGUUCUUCUUCGACCCCCUCUGUCAUUACUUUUCUCUGCGUGUGAGAGAGAGAGAUGGCACCGAUUGCAGUGGGCGCCACCCUCCCCGACGGCACUCUCUCCUACUUCGACGCGGAGGACAAUCUGCAGCAGGCCACCGUUCACUCCCUGGCCGCCGGCAAGAAGGUCAUCCUUUUCGGAGUCCCCGGCGCCUUCACCCCAACCUGCAGCUUGAAGCAUGCUCCGGGCUUCAUUGAUCAUGCUGAGGAAUUGAAAUCAAAGGGCAUCGAUGAAAUUUUGCUCUUGAGUGUCAAUGAUCCCUUUGUGAUGAAGGCUUGGGCUCAGACAUACCCCCACAACAAGCAUGUCAAGUUCCUGGCAGAUGGUUCAGCAGCUUACACUCAUGCCCUUGGCCUUGAGCUUGAUCUCUCUGAGAAAGGGCUUGGUGUCCGCUCCCGCAGGUUUGCACUGUUGGUAGAUAAUCUGCAAGUGAAGCUGGCCAACAUCGAAGAAGGUGGCGCCUUCACCGUUAGUAGUGCUGAAGACAUCCUCAAGGUUCUCUAGGGAUGCCAUCUAGUCCAUGCCCUUCGUACUCUAUCUUGGUGCCUCCGUGCUUUUUGCUGAAUAAGUUUUGUUGCUUUUGUAGCCAAUUGAUGCUGUUGAAGCUAUUAUGCUAUCCUGUUAGAUAAUCAUGUUGAAAUAGAUGAUAGGUGCUGUGCAUGUUAAGCACCUUCUUUGUCUUAUAAUGCGGAUAGUUUUGUGUCAAAGCUAAUCUGGAGUUUGGUUUUGCGUAUUUAGUCAUCAGAAGAAAAUAAUGUUUGUUGUGUUUUA